AAACCAUUAUUCACUCUUAAGUGCUUUCUACAGUAUUCACCAUGUUCAGUAAAGCAGCAGUCAUUGUUCUGGUUGUCCAGUGCGUUGUCGUCUUUUCGGCACCACAAGGAAACCCUGAUAAAGUCGUCACCACCGUGGUCAAUGGAAACCAAAAGAUGCAAGAUUUGUUAGAUUCUUUAUCUGGUCCAGUGCCAACGACUACCUCUACAGGAGGCAACGUAAUUAAGAAGACCACUACAACAACUACGACUACUACAACCAAAAAAGGUGCUCCAGUAGUUUCCGAAGCUGAACAACUCCGUGUGUUGUUACAGAAUCCACAGUUCGCAAAAGAACUCAGACAAUUCUUGUUUCAGUUUUUGAAAAUGUACAACGCCUUGCACAAAGGAGCAGAGACUUCUGAGACCGUAACAACCACAGAGAACCUUGAUAUACAAUCUUUGAUGAAGAACCCAUCUUUCGUGAAAUUUUUAGGUGGAUUCUUUGGCAAUAGCGAAAAAGCAACUGGAACUGGCAUGGCUUCUAUUGUAAACGAAUUGAUCAAUCAAGAGAAAAAUGCUGAAAAUACAAAAACAACUGUAACCGAAGAAACCGUUGUCAAUGGGCAUUCUCGCCCAGUCGAAGUUGUGGUAAAACCUGUAACCACUGUAUCAAAUGAUCCAGACUCUCUCAUCGACCAAAUCACCUCAUCAACCUCUACUAAAACAUCAAGCUCUACUUCAUCUUCCACAUCAGAAACCAACCCUACAAUGACAGUCGUCAAUGGCGGACCAACGAACCUCCCAUCAAGAUAUCUCACCAACGAUGUAACAGUCACAACCAACAGUGAACCAUCAAUCAGCACAAGUGAAAAUGUACUUAACGAACUUAGGAAACAAGCCGUCAACGACCAAAGAGAGUCCAACAAAGUUAUGACCACUAGCACAACCACCACAAACAAGAAUCGUUAUGGAUAUGAUGAACAACCUAAUGGUGAAUACAACCGCGCAACAGUGAUCAUCAGCAGACCAGAAACUUCCGUGAUUGAUUCCAAAGAACAAUGGUCCAAAGUAAAAAUGAGUGCAGAAGAACUGAGACAACAAGCCAAGAACGCCAAAUACCAAUUUGCUACUCAAAUUGAUGACAAAAUUGAAGGAAACUUCCAACAGAGAGCUGAAAUCAGAGAAAAUGGUGUUGUAUAUGGUAAAUACUCCUACGACGAUGGUUACAACUGGAGAACCGUCUACUAUGAAGCUGAUGUCAACGGUUUCAGGAUUACCAAGGAAGAGGUCCGCCCAAGCCACAUGAAGACUCUUACCGGUGAAGCCAGCGUCCAAACAUUGGUCAAUGGUAACUUGGUUGACUACCACAUUACCGAGAAGGACAUAAACCAAGGGGUCGGUAGAAAACCAGUAGUAUAUAAUACUCCUAAUGUAAUGUAAUGAUUUUAUAUAAUUUUUGUACAUUUUAUUAUAUUCACACCAUGUUGUGGCUGUUAGUUCAAAUAAAAUUUUGAUUUUAAAUUUUAAA
Molecule: messenger RNA, 1509 nt
Organism: Diabrotica virgifera virgifera (western corn rootworm)
Lineage: Eukaryota; Metazoa; Arthropoda; Insecta; Coleoptera; Chrysomelidae
Exons: 8
Coding region: 42-1421 (459 amino acids)
Source: RefSeq, a predicted model, not a curated record